This is a messenger RNA of Prorocentrum cordatum, 765 nucleotides long. NCBI's taxonomy places the organism in Eukaryota, Dinophyceae, Prorocentrales, Prorocentraceae. The record is from the annotation of a GenBank genome assembly.
GCAAGGUGAGAAUCGGAUUGGACCUAGCUUGGCAGGUAGCCCCCCUGCGGAGGCGCGAAGCCACACGCCGCCCAGCUCCGGGUGGGCGGCUCGCACGCAGCCGUCUGGCCACGGGGUGGGGCGGUGCUGCAGCGCUGUCCAGAGACCUCGCAUCACAAGACUCCCCCGAUGCCCGCCGGCCGCCGCCCGGUCUUGAGCUGCCUCGCGCUGGCCGCGCUCCUCGGCGCCGCCUGGCUCGGCUGCGGCGCGGCCUUCGUGCCCGCCGCCCGCGGCGUCGCGGAGGCAGCCGCGGCGCCCCCCGGCGCCGCUGCGGCCGCCGCCGCCGCGGGCCUUGCGCUUCCAGCGUUCACCUCGCAGCCCGCCCUCGCCGCGGACUCGCCGCCGGGCUUGCCCUACGUGAUCGUCUUCCUCGCCGUCUUCUCCGCCGUCUUCGUGCUCCCGAACGUCGUCUUCAAGGGCAAGUGAGGCCGCGGGCGGCGGCGUCUCGCGGCGGCAUAUCGGCUCAAGUCGGGCCUGUCCCUCUACAGGAGGAGUAUUCAAAAAUUAGGGGACACGCCCGACUUACACAUAGGCCCGCGCGCCGUGUGCCAGAGCUCGCCCCACCCCCCACCCACCCCGGGGGGGCGUUUUUUUGUGCGCAGGCCGCCGCCGCUGCGCCCGCGGCGGGGCAGAGCUCCCGAGGAGGAAAAGGUACGCGAGCGUUGCCUUGUUCUCCAGGCCUCCUGCUUCUAGUGCUGCGCCCGCGGUGGAACAGAUCUUCGGAGG